This is a messenger RNA of Chironomus riparius, 1794 nucleotides long. Lineage: Eukaryota; Metazoa; Arthropoda; Insecta; Diptera; Chironomidae. The record is from the annotation of a GenBank genome assembly.
AUGAUUAAUAAUGAUAUAAACUCGAAAAGAUCAGGAUCAACAGAUUCCUUGAACAACGAUUCUAGUUAUUCAAAAGAAUUUACAUUUUUGCCCAAUGAAACCUUCCAAGAGAAGAAUGAAGUAACUUACAUCUGUCCAUUUUAUGGACCAACAAGAGGUGUUCUCAUCAUAACAAAUUACCGCUUGUUUUUCAAGUCAUAUCCAACAGAAAAAGAAGCUCAAAGUCAAAUUCUGGAUGUUCCAUUGGGCGUUGUUUCGAGAAUAGAAAAAGUCGGCGGUGCUAGUUCCAGAGGUGAAAACUCGUACGGAAUCGAUAUAUUAUGCAAGGAUAUGAGAAAUUUACGCUUUGCACACAAGCAAGAAAAUCAUUCGAGGAGGACUGUCUUUGAGAAGCUCCAAAAAUUCGCAUUUCCACUCGCCCACAACAUUAAACUCUUUGCCUUUUGUUAUUCAGAGAUUUUUGCUGAGGAUGGAUGGACAAUUUAUGAGCCAAUUGCUGAAUUUCGUCGAAUGGGAUUAGGCACAAAUGCCAACAUUGAAUGGAGAAUCACAAAAAUCAAUCAAGUUUAUGAAUUAUGUGAAAGUUAUCCAGCAGUAUUGGCAGUUCCAAGAGCCAUUACAGACGAAGAUCUAAGAGCUGUUGCUAACUUCCGUUCACGAAAUCGUUUGCCAGUUUUAUCUUGGAUUCAUCCACAAUCAUUUGCAACAAUAACUCGUUGUAGUCAGCCACUUUGUGGAGUGUCUGGAAAGAAAUCAUCCGAAGAUGAAAGCUAUAUUAAUGCUAUUAUGGACACAAAUGCACUGUCGCAUAAAUUGACUAUCACUGAUGCUCGUCCAUCAUCAAAUGCAGUUGCAAAUCGAGCAAAAGGCGGCGGAUAUGAGUCAGAGGAUGCUUAUCAGAAUGUUGAGUUAAUUUUUCUUGACAUCCACAAUAUCCACGUCAUGCGAGAGAGUUUGAGAAAAUUAAAGGAAAUAUGCUUUCCAGCAACUGAUGAUCCGAAGUGGCUAUCAGCUGUUGACAACACAAUGUGGCUUAAACAUAUUAAAUGUAUCUUGACUGGAUCAAUUCGCAUUGUUGAUCGCAUUGAGAACUUGAAGAAUUCAGUCGUUGUUCAUUGCAGUGAUGGUUGGGAUAGAACUGCACAGUUGACAGCUUUAGCUAUGCUAAUGUUAGAUCCAUAUUAUCGUACAAUCAAAGGUUUUGAAGUGUUAAUAGAGAAAGAAUGGUUAAGUUUUGGACAUAAAUUUCAGCAAAGAUAUGGACAUGGAGACAUUAAUCAUUCAGAUGCUGAUCGCUCGCCAGUUUUUAUACAAUUCAUUGACUGUGUAUGGCAAAUAAGCAGACAAUUGCCAAUGGCUAUGGAAUUUAAUGAGCACUUCCUGAUAACAAUCCUUGAUCAUCUUUAUUCCUGUCGUUUUGGAACGUUCCUAUGCAAUACAGAGAGGGAAAGAGUUCAUGAAGUUAAAAGAAAUACAGUCUCGUUAUGGUCAUGGAUUAAUGCAUCAUUAGAUCUUUAUAGGAAUCCACUUUAUGGAGGGUUUGUUAAUUCAUCUCAAACUCAAACUGUUCUUAAGCCAAUUGCUAGUAUGCGUCACAUACGAUUAUGGAAAGGACUUUAUUGUCGAUGGAAUCCAUCAAUGAGGACCGAAGAUCCAGUUUAUCAGAGAACUCGUGAGCUUUUAGCACUACAGGAUCAGUUGAAAAGACAAGUUGACGAGAUUAUUGAGUGCAAGAAUGAAUCAAAUAAUAAGAAUACUAAUCAGUUGUCUCGAUUGUCGUCUCCACUACACUAA